AUGCCUGCCUACGCAUCAUCUUUCGUUCAAAAGAUCCCGGAGAAAUCGUUCAUCUCUCAACGUUCACUUUGUCGGCAGAUGGAUCAAAUUAAUUCCACUUGGGAAGCAUUCAGCAGACGGAUCUCCGAGGGAGGAGCGCCAAUGCGACAAGAUCCUCCGGACACACCUGAUCUCGAAAAUACGGACACCACCAGAUCAUCUCGAAAAUACAAAUGCGAUGAUACCGUGACCUCGUCGAGCAUUCGUCUCUCAUUUUACCUUGACGACUUGUCAAUCUUUAAGACUUCUGCAUUCGUUUCUGGAAAAUAA
Acaulospora morrowiae is the source of this 309-nucleotide messenger RNA. The record is from the annotation of a GenBank genome assembly. NCBI's taxonomy places the organism in Eukaryota, Fungi, Glomeromycota, Glomeromycetes, Diversisporales, Acaulosporaceae.